CACAACACAACACGACACAUUACUUGCACCCACCAACUUACGACGUGCCUCACGACAACUUCUAAUAACACCACCUACAAGCAUGACCGCCAAGGACGUGAACAACACCGGGGUCCAGACGGACGAAAAGAAACAGCACUUCGACGACAUCUAUGUCUGCGAGAACCCCGUUCCCUACAAAACCCGCAUCCUYGAUGCUAUGAACUAUGUCUCGGACGACUUCAACCGGGCCAUGUUCGAGGAGCACAUCGCCCCUUUCUUCGAGGCCGCCGCGUCCAAGAAGGACACCGUUGAGUACGUCGAUCUCUGCGCCUGUUUUGGAAACACCACCAUGGCCUGCCUCCACGGCAUGUCCUACGACGAGAUCCGCGAAAACUGGAAGGACGACGAUUCCUGCAAGGCCAUCGACAAGCCGCGGAGGACCCUCGGAGCCGAGAACGGCUGCCACGUGACGGCGAUCGACAUUUCCCCCCAGGCUAUGGCCUACGGAAAGUCCGUGGGCCUCUACGACGARUCCUUUGUCUGYGAUCUCAACAACCUUGAGGGGGAGGCCUUUGGCAGAGCAAAGGAGACCCUGGCGAAGGCCGACAUCUUUCUCUCGACCGCGGCCCUGUGCUACCUCUCGGUCGAGGCCAUCGAGGAUCUGGUCGACGCCUUUUGCAGUGGAACGUCGAAUCCGGACGGGAUGAUGCUGGUCAACUUUCUGAACCCGUUUUGUCUCGAGAAGUCGGAUGCCACCAAGCGCAUCCUUCUGUCCAAGCUCGACUUUGUGGCCAGCCGGGCGACCCGCCACCGCCGCAUGUCGCAGCUCGAGAUGGACAACUACCCCGGCGAGGAGUGGUCGCUCCUGGAGCUCUGGGUCCUCAAGAAGAAAGCGAACUAAGCAAAGGCCAAGCAAAUCGAACCGKGCAGAACCUGUCGCGAAAGCAGGUGCUUUUGUCAGAGAGGGGAAGGUGCAGCUUGUGAAUCAACCAUUUUCGUGCGCACGGCGUCAAAAGGUUUGCAACGUCGACGCAGCGCGGAUGGUUCUGGUUUCGGAAGAACAAAAGGAUUUAAUAAGCAAUGCUGCGUUGU
Pseudo-nitzschia multistriata is the source of this 1074-nucleotide messenger RNA. Lineage: Eukaryota; Bacillariophyta; Bacillariophyceae; Bacillariales; Bacillariaceae. The record is from the annotation of a GenBank genome assembly.